CCCUGCACCAAACAAAGCCCCCAAGCCCGACAGCACCUCUCUUGGGAAAAAACCGGUAGGAAGCUUGAAAUUUCUCCUUCUUUCUUGUUCAAUAACAAGUUUUAGGACUUAGAACUCUCUCUCUCAACCCAGAAAUUUUAGAUCUGCUGCUGCCUUCUCCUUCCUUUCGCCACCGGUUGCUGCUGUGGGUAGUGGGUUCGAUUUUCUGGUAAGGAACACAACAUGAACUUCAUCUUUUCCGCCUUAAUUUGGCUUGGGUUCACUCUAAGCUCUUUUAAUUUCCUUCAAUUUUGGGUUAAUUCCAUGAGCUUCCCCUGCACUUCCCGCCGGUCUCCCCAAGCCACAGCUCCGAUUUUUGCUAGGAAAUUUUGGUAUGUUGACGGCUCCUCCAAGCCCGAAAUUUCAUCAAUUAGUUGCUGAAUUUUGUCCAUAAAUUGUUGCUUGUGCUGUCUGAAAUUCUGGAUUAAUUAAGGGAGGAAUUUGACAGUAAUUAGACCAUGAUUUAGCUUAAUUCAUGUAGGAAUUAGUUUAUUUUGGCUGUUGUGAUUUUUGGAGAAAAUCCCGUGAGAUUAACUAUGGUUUUGCCCAUUUUUGGAAGUUGCAGUUACUGUUUAUUGCGUGAUUACUGUUCACAGUCACUGUUUACACACUGAUGGCCAACAAUUAACGGGGAUUAAAUGUUUAGUUUGUAAUAUAAAAACAAAUUUGGAGAUGUCUGGUCAUGUGGAGACUGAUAGGAAUAGCAUCGUGAUUAGGGGUAGUCCUAAUGAUGAUUUCAUUUUGAAUUUGUGGUAGUGUGAUAUUAAUUAUGGAUAUUUUGAUUAGGUUCUUGAUCAUUGGUUGCCCUAGCACUUGGGUCAAGUCAUUUGUUUUACAUGAUUUGAUGUAAGUAAAUUUAUGGUAAUGCCCGUACAGUUUUUAAAAGUAUGUUUUGACUUGUUUUUGAAGUGAUGGCAGGACUAAACUUGUUUUAUACAAAAUGAGCAUGAUUGAUUUGAAAUAACAGAUGGCACAUUAACUUGUCAACAAAUCACUGAAUUUUUU
Messenger RNA from Rubroshorea leprosula, 1044 nucleotides. The record is from the annotation of a GenBank genome assembly. Lineage: Eukaryota; Viridiplantae; Streptophyta; Magnoliopsida; Malvales; Dipterocarpaceae.